CGACUGUCAUGGGUCCAUGAGUAAGUGAAGCAUUUGUGUGGAAGGCAAGAGCAAGAGAAGCGAGAGCAAUGAAACAGAAGUGUUAAUUACUCUCCAAUGGUUACCUAUAGCACUGUCGAAUCGAAUAAAGAUGUCUGGAAGUAGUGAUUCUGAGGAGUUUUUCGACGCAGAGGAUGACACUUCGCAUCGCAGUUCACGGAAAUCUCGAUCCCGGGAUACAACAGCGACUGAUUUACAGUCAGCAAGUAUAUCCAAUGGCAACAAACAGCUAAUCGACGACGUCUUUGUCAAACCUGCAGACCCUAAGCCGAUAGAAGAACCCAAAAAUGGUGCUGAAACUGAACAGAAACAAAAGUUGCACAAACCAGAGGAGGACUGGAAAGGUAGUGGCGUCGACAAAAUUAUUGGCAGGCGACGAUUUCGCGAACUAAGGCAGCGUAUGCAAACUGAGGAUGACGAUAUUCCAAUAAACAAUUCACCUCCUGAUAGCCAAACCUCUUCAAUAGAAGGAGUUUAUCCUGCACCUUCCAAAGUCUCUCAUCCGUUCAGAAUAAUAGAACACGAUACCCUUAGUUUACAAAGUAUGACUUCAUUGGGGCGUGUCGGUCGAAUUUUGAGUGGCGUGUCAGACAAUUCUUCUGGAGUAGUUUCCCUUAAUUUACCACAAUAUCCCAUUGCUUCAACCGCCCAGGAGCCACAAAUUCCCCCAGUCGUUAGCAUUCCGAGUAAAGAGGAUGAUACUGCCUCUGGUAAGGUAUCCCAAUCCUCUAGUAUUCUAACUUUAUCGGGAGACAACCUUAACGAUAACGAGUCCUCUAUCAACAUUAGGCCAGAUUAUUCUCCAUCCUCACAAGGUAAUAUGCCUGUCAUGUUCCAAGAACCUGAUGUUAUUGCCAGUACCAAGAAUAAUGGGAAACCUAUCGAGAGCUUACAGGAUUUGCCCCCUCCUUCAAUGCCUGUUGCACCACCACGACGCAAAAAGAAAUCAAAACCUCAGACACCUACAGAUCUUACUCCACCCGUUAUUGAAGAACUCAUUCCUGCCUCACCACUGCCUAGCCCAGCGUCUACCAUAGAGUCCAUUACCAGAGAAUUUGAGCACUCUCUCGAUAUUCGUUCAGCUAUCAAAGGACAAUAUGUUGUCAAACCUCAGGACGAAGAUAAGUCAAAGGCUGAAGGCCCAUCUGCUGAGGAAUUAGCAAGAGUGGAACGAAUGAAGGCUGAAAUAAUGAGCAUACGUUCUAGCGAGAUGUCAAAUAGUCCACUUGGGUCUGUGUCGAGUAAUAGUAUAGGACGUAGUUCACUGGGUCCACAUCGGCUAACUGGUUUUCUUGCGCAAGGUUCAAGAGAAAGACGUAGAUCUGCCGGUGAUCAAGAUAUGAUAAAACAGCUGAACAUGGUUGUCCGAACAAGAACUGACUCUGGAAAACGUCUCACGGAUAUGGAAAUUCUGGAACAGGUAUCUGUGUUGAACUUGGACACUGGAGAGAGGGUUCCACUGAGCAUUGCUGAAGACAAGUUGCCACAAUGUAUGGAUCCGUUAUCUCUGCAAAUAAUGAGAAUAACAUCGGAGUACAUCAGCAGUGUAAACUCAGAAAAAGAAAAAGAGAGCGAUGAAGAAAGUGUUGAUAGCAAGAUGUCUAGCAUACCUCCUGAUGAAGAUGUGGCAGUGGGACGAGUACGAAAGAAAACCCAGAAGCUCAAACGUUUUUUCGGAUCUACUGUAAAAAAGACAAUGGAUAAAGCAAAGUCUAUAGCUCAAGAAGUAUCACAUGCAAGACAUAAAGAAGAUAUUAUGGAUAUAGUUGAUGACGUUUACCCUGGAGAACAACAAUACAUCAAAUUGAAAGCUUCGAAUAGUCAUAAAGGUCCGUACGAAUUCGACAAUAUACAACAUGUUCAAGACCUAAGCGGAGAACACGUUGGUCCAGUUUGGUGCAUGAAAUUUUCUGCUUGCGGACGAUUGCUCGCUACGGCAGGUCAGGAUCGGGUAUUGAGAAUAUGGGUACUCAGAGACGCCUUUGCUUAUUUCCAAGACAUGCGGACUAAGUAUAAUGCUGAAAAGGUUAGUCCAACUCCAUCACAAGAAUCGCUAGUUUCUCAGCAGUCUGUGGAUGAUCCAAAUGUCAUGGCUAGUAUGAAUAGCGAUUCUGAUAGCGCCAAGACCCCGUUCAUGCCAAAACCCUUCUGCACAUACACAGGCCACACCUCAGAUCUCCUUGACGUAUCGUGGUCUAAGAAUUACUUCGUCUUGUCGUCGUCAAUGGAUAAAACUGUGCGACUCUGGCACAUAUCAAGAAAGGAAUGUUUAUGCUGUUUUCAACACAUUGAUUUUGUUACCGCUAUAGUAUUCCACCCUAGAGAUGAUAGAUAUUUUCUCUCAGGAUCAUUAGACGGUAAACUUCGCCUUUGGAAUAUUCCUGACAAAAAAGUUGCAGUUUGGAACGAGGUUGAUGGCCAAACAAAAUUAAUAACUGCAGCAAAUUUCUGUCAGAAUGGAAAGUUUGCCGUAGUUGGGUCCUAUGACGGCAGGUGCAUAUUCUACAACACAGAGCAAUUGAAAUAUCAUACACAAAUUCACGUGCGUUCAACUAGAGGGAAAAAUUCAACUGGUAGAAAAAUCAGCGGCAUUGAACCAAUGCCUGGUGAAGAUACCAUUUUGGUAACUUCAAACGACAGUCGUAUUCGACUGUAUGAUUUGAGGGAUUUAAAUCUUUCCUGCAAAUACAAGGGGUAUGUAAAUGUUAGUAGUCAGAUAAAAGCAAGUUUCAGUCCCGAUGGGCAAUACAUCGUGAGCGGAUCUGAGAACCAGUGCAUUUAUAUAUGGAAGACGCAUCACGAUUACUCUAAAUUUUCAAGCGUCAGGCGCGAUCGAAAUGACUUUUGGGAGGGAAUAAAGGCACACAAUGCGGUUGUAACGUGUGCCGUAUUCGCGCCAAAUCCAGAUAUCAUUAUAAAACAAAUUGAAACUCGCGAGCAGUGGGAAGGAGGAAUAGAUUCAAAGAGCGUGAUCGAUGGACCAAGUGCAACGACCGUAGACCCUGUUGUAGAACAAAGAACGAAGGGAUGUGGCGGUCACGUUUUAGUUAGCGCAGAUUUUAACGGAUACAUCAAAGUGUUCCUGAAUAAAACUAAACCAAAGCACAGUUCGCUGCCAGCUUCUGCGUUAGCAUAACCGAAAAUUUCACCCAACAAAUUCCAAGCUACUCUAAUUGUUGCUUUUCAUCUUUUAUAGCAGUCAGUAAUUAGCUUUGUUAUAAUUUAUUUAAAAAAAUGCAGUCAGUUGUUACCCAGUUCAAUGUUAAAGCAUCUUUCUUGGUUACCAAAAAUGAAUUCUGUUUUACCAAUAACUUGAGAUGCGUGGAAAGAUCUUGCUAAUACGGUAACAAGUCGAUUUUCUCAUAUCCUAGUCUAGAAUGAUCAUGAAAUAAGAAUUUGGUUCGACUGACACAAGCGCACAGUAAUAGACGGUGGAUUUUGUUUAAUUUUUUUUUUUUUUUGUUCUCUUUUAAUCAACAAAUGGUACGCACUCGUUAAUGAAUUGCUUUUAUAGGAUGAUUUUUGUAUGGUUAUUUAAAUCACUGAAACAUUUAUAAAACACUGCAUUGGUACCUAUGUAAAAAUGACGCUACGUAUUUUUAAAACAUGUAUACUCCUAAUUUGCAUAGACUCGAAUUUUUUUUACCCUUAAAAUUUAUAGCUAUAAAUUUUUGAACAUUAAUUAUUUUGAAUUUACAGAGGUUGGGCAAUGAAGUGAUAAGAUUUUAUUUUCGUACAAACUUUUGUACGAAAAUGCACCAUACUGUUUAGCACCAAAUCGCAUUAAUUGCAGUGGUGGUCGUUCCGUGCCAUAUAUAUACACCUAAGUAAAUGUAAUGAGCAGGCUUUUUAAUAUUUUUUUAACAAACGAUAUAUCCUGCUUAAAUAUAAUUUACCGCAAAUCUGUAUAAUCGUUUUGCAUAUUAGAUUAUUAGAGAAAUAUAUAAUUAAUUUAUAGUCAUUGUCGACGAGCUCUAUCAUCUUGCCUCAUAAUUUUACUGUACAUGUAUGAGAGAUGCGAAUUGUAAUAUAUACCUAUACGGGGAAAAAAUAAAUAAAAGAAUUAGCUUUCCGUUGCUUUUUAUUGGUCCACAAAGCACUCAAGUUGCAGGUAUGGAUUUCUGUGAGAAUAAUAUAUUUUUAAUAUAAACACACACAGGAACACAUAAACAUCAAACUGUAAAAUUUAGUAGUGUGUUCUCAUUCAUUAGUUAGAAAAAUAAAAACCAAAUAAGCAUGUGUGUUGUCUGUGUUGAAGAAUGUCACGAAUGCAAUGUAUAAAAUUAAAAAAAAAAAAUAAUAAAACAGUGUAGUCAAUACCUAUCUAUGAUAUUAUAUGGAUAUGAAAAAUGUAAGGUUUGAAAAAAAUUUUUAAUCGUGGAUGUAUAUUGUAGAAAAAAAAAUUAACACCAAUUCGAAGCUAUUGUUAAAUAACUUGAACGAGUUGAAGCGUAGGGUACAGCUAUAAGGCAGUCAAAAUAUUGAAAAAUUACGUUACACUUGUUAUUUUGACGUUUAUGCGAAACACUGAUUGAAAAUAAUAUAUUUAUAUUCUUAGAGAUGAAAAUAAAUCUAUAGAUCAUCGGGAGGGAACAAGAUCGAUCAGAUUAAUUGUUCAAACAAAUCUUCAAUUCCAUACAGUAUAUCAACCGUGUUAAUUUUAAUACUAUAUAGAGAAUUUCCUCAUACAUCUUAUUGUAUCUAGAUGAUUUACAAACUCACUAAUAUGAUAUUUAAAGCUGUGCCUUUGAAAUGUAUUAAACAAUAGGUAGAUAUAUUUAGCGUGACAAUACACGUGUGGCAAGAUAUUUUAUUUAAGGCGAAUGUGAAAUUAUUGUCAACGUAAAGUUCAUUUGCAAUCAUAGAAAUAUCAUUCAAGUGCAGUACAACUAGCAAAAGGAACAAAAAAAUGAAUUGAAAAUAAGUUAAGAGCCAUUGUAAUGUCGUAGAUUCAAUAACAAAAUUUUUUCUUUUCAGAUUAUGGUAGACGUAUAAGUAUAAAAGUUUAUGUAUAAUUGUAAAUAUUCGAAACAACUAAUGAGAAAUUAUGCAAUUGUUCCACAUAAAAUUAGUGCGUAUAUGAUACAUACCUAUACAGUCAAAGUAAAAAUGUAUUGACAAAAAAAAACAACGAAAAAAUGAAAAAAAAAUCAUGCUUGAAUCAGCACAAAUGCAUAUAAUAAAUGAAAAUUUCUUACCA
This is a messenger RNA of Athalia rosae (coleseed sawfly), 5239 nucleotides long. RefSeq names its product WD repeat-containing protein 44. The transcript is spliced from 6 exons. Gene Ontology annotation, molecular function: protein binding. Lineage: Eukaryota; Metazoa; Arthropoda; Insecta; Hymenoptera; Athaliidae. The record is from RefSeq and is a predicted model, not a curated record. The coding region runs from base 131 to 3175 and encodes 1014 amino acids.